Molecule: messenger RNA, 753 nt
Organism: Aspergillus nomiae NRRL 13137
Lineage: Eukaryota; Fungi; Ascomycota; Eurotiomycetes; Eurotiales; Aspergillaceae
Exons: 2
Coding region: 1-753 (250 amino acids)
Source: RefSeq, a predicted model, not a curated record
AUGAUGGUACUUAAAAAAACACUUCUUUUAUUGUCUAUCCUGUCAGCGGGGCCCGUGGCGGCGUCCAAAUACGAUAUCAGGCUGGACACGACGGCGACAAACCUCGGCCCGCUCACCACACGCUUUACUCCUCCAGCUUCUUGUUCCGAUAUUCGCACAAGAGAUUUCUAUGGCUACUACCCUAAGCUCGAAAUGGGCUGUGAAGGACCGGGAGGAAAUGAAUGUUGCCCCCCAAAUUGGCGAGAUGAUGUUUAUUACAGCCCUGGGAUGUGCCCGGCGGGAUACCAGACUUGUACAUUGCCAACCUCCAAACAGCGCAUUGAGACGACUGCCAUGUGCUGUCCGGACAAUUUUGCCUGCAAUGGCCAAGGCAGCUGCACUCGCCCCUUAAACACGAGGAUCGCCCUUACCAUGACUGGCGCUACACACACCACCACUCGAACCGCAUACGCCAUAACGGCAACCCCGAUACAAAUCCGCUUUAAAGCUGCCGAAUCGACGAUCGUCCCAAUCCCGACGGCAUCUUUACGGCUUCCCAGGGGAUAUCUGUACAAGCGCGAGAAAAUUGGUGUCGGUAUUGGAGUUUCGGCCGCCGUUAUUGGAAUCGCGAUUGGUGUAUACUUCUGCUGCUGCUCCGGCAGAAAACAGAGAAUGGCCAGGGUACCAACAAUUCCACCGGAGAAUUAUUCUACCACCGAUACUCCUGAUGUUCCUCCGCCAGCUUAUCCGGGACGGAUGAUGAUUUGGGCAUAG